Messenger RNA from Teleopsis dalmanni, 1839 nucleotides. RefSeq lists its product as uncharacterized. The coding region runs from base 1 to 1839 and encodes 612 amino acids. Gene Ontology annotation, molecular function: nucleic acid binding. Gene Ontology annotation, biological process: DNA integration. The transcript has a single exon. Lineage: Eukaryota; Metazoa; Arthropoda; Insecta; Diptera; Diopsidae. The record is from RefSeq and is a predicted model, not a curated record.
AUGUGGACAGAUUCAAGUAUAGCUCUGCAAUGGAUAACUGGAGACGGUAAACAAGUAAAACAAAAUAUCAGCUCAAAAGUAAGCGAAAUUAACAAACUAACAAAUGUAUAUGACUGGCGUCAUUGUGAUGGCAAAUGUAAUCCAGCAGAUCUGUUAACUCGUGGUAUAAAAGCCAAACAAUUGAUGCAGUCAGAAUUAUGGAAAUGGGGUCCAUCAUGGCUUAUCAUGGAAAGCAACGAAUGGAAUAUAAGCAAAAUUGAGGAUAGCGCAACUCUUAUCACAAAAGUACUUCAAGAAGAGAAUGUUUGCAAUAUAUCUAAGGAAACUAUAUUUGAUAUACAAAAGUUUAGUAAAUUACGGAAAAUGUUAAGAGUUACCGCACACGUAUUUCGAUUUUUAAGGAAUAUAAAAAAUAAAGGAAUUCAGCAAUCUAUAAAUACUGAAUUGGAGAAGAUUGAUGAUUUGACUCUAGAGGAAUUAAAUAAAGCGGAAGUUUAUUGGAUUGGUUGUGCACAAAGUGAGUAUUUUUUGUCAGAAAUAAUAUCGUUGAAGAAAGGACAAAAAAUUGGAGCGGAAUCAAAAAUUUUACAAUUGAAUCCCAUUUUAAUAGAUGGGUUACUGAGACUUUCUUGUCGUUUACCAACGACUGAUUAUGAAAAUCUAAGCAAUCCAAUUAUAUUACCAAAGGAGUCAUAUUUAUCUAAGUUGAUUGUUUUGGAAGCGCACCAAAAGUUUAUGCACAGUGGAAUUAAUGCUACCUUAGCUAAGAUUCGAAAGCGAUUUUGGGUUGUUAAAGGCCGGCAACUUAUUAAAAGCGUUGUACAGCGGUGUAUAAUUUGCAAAAGGCUGCAUGGGAAAAAUGCAUCUGAAAACUGGACGGAUUUACCUAUCGAACGGGUCACUGUAUCCAAACCAUUUGAAACCACUGGCAUAGACUUUGCUGGUCCGUUAUAUAUAACUUCUACUGACAACAAAAAUGAUUUUAAAAAAGCGUAUAUAAUGUUGUUUACCUGUGCAGCAACUAGAGGAAUCCAUUUGGAGCUGGUAGCAGAUUUAACUGUUGAAAGCUGUAUAAACGCACUAAGAAAAUUUAUUGCAAGGCGUGGCACCCCCUCUAUUAUUAUAUCAGACAAUGCGAAAACUUUUAAAAGAAGUUGUAUGGAAGUGCAAAAGCUUGAACAACUAAUGGAGAAAACCAGAAUCAACCAAGUUUCUGUAGCCAAUGGCAUUAAGUGGAAGUUUAUUCCAGAACGUGCAGCGUGGUGGGGUGGAUUUUGGGAGCGGCUUGUACGAACUGUAAAAAACUGUUUAAAGGCAGCAAUUGGGAAAGCAAGGCUGACUUUUUAUGAAAUGGAUACUUUACUAACAGAAGUAGAAAGUGUGGUAAAUCAAAGACCACUCACCUAUAUUACUACUGACUGUAACGAUUUGGCGCCGUUAACACCUGCACAUUUUUUGGGAGAAUGUGGUGUGUUAAGCAAAGAAAAUUUCUUGUCUGACGGCAGCACUAUAGCAAAAAUGUGGCAAUCCAGAACUUAUAUUUUAAAGCGUUACUUAAAACGAUGGCAGGACGAAUACUUAACUCAAUUACGCUCAAUUCAUCUUAAUAAGUCUAAACCAACAAAAUCUAUAAAUAUUGUCGAUGUAGUAUUGGUCAAAGAUGAACAUCAAUCAAGACUUCUUUGGCGAAUGGCAGUGGUGGUAGCUACUUACAUUGGACGAGAUGGGCGUGCCAGAGCGUGCGAUGUCAGACUCAAAGACCAGAAAAUUAUGAGAAGACCUAUUCAACUACUAUAUCCGCUUGAAUUAAUAUGCGAUUCGCCGGGUCCCAGGAUGUAA